CAACAUUUAAAAUAAUAGUCAUACAUUCAAAUUACAAAUGUUUUUUUUCUUAUUUAUCUCAACAUUUUAUGAAGAAGUUGAUGUUCCCCAAAAUUGUUGACACAUUUAUUUAUAACAAAAAAAAUUCACUUCGUAAUUUUACCUAUAUUAAUUUCUCAUAUAUUGUAUUCCCUUAUUUCAUAUUGAUAAUAAUUUGCUGUAUUAUAUUUUGAACAUCUUGAAAUGUUCAAAAGACACUGAAUCAGGUAACAAAAAAAAUGAAGACUUCUCAGUUCUGGCUGAAAUGUUGUAUUAUUUUUAUACUUAUGUGUACUUGUAUUCUAUUGAUGACUAUUAACCUAAAACAGCAACAAGUCGAAAUUUCUAAAAAAAAUGUAAAUGAAAAGCUGUCCAAAGUUCUUUUAGAGCUCGAUUUUCUGCAAAAAAAUAAUGCUGAACUAAAUCAUCGAAUUCUCAUCUUAACUCAAAGGCUGAGGAUCGUCAAAAAUAGUUACUCAAACAAAAUAAAAUUAGAAGGCCCCACCAAAGAGUAUGAACUAUUACGUCGCCGUAUUUAUUUCAACACGAAGGAAUUUUGGUACUACGUCAGUUAUGAACUACGGUUGUUGGCUAAAACGGUCGAAGGCAUAAAACCGUUCACAAUUCGAAUGAAAAAAAAUAUCAAUGAGCACUAUUUAUCGUUAUUGAACGACAUUACCAAAUUGGCAACUGUCGAUGACCAUACACGGUGGAGACGGAAAGAAUAUAUCUAUUUGAGAACUCUAGUCCAAAAGAGACUGAGAUUUUUACAAAAUCCGGAAGACUGUUCCAAAGCGAAAAAACUCUUUUGCAACUUAAUCUCGGACCGUCGGUCAUGUGGAUAUGGUUGUCGUCUACAUCAUAUCGUCAAUUGCUUGGUCGUCGCUUAUGCUACCAAUAGGACAUUGUUCCUAGACAAUCUCCACAAUUGGGGGUUCACAAGCGGUGGAUUUUCAUCGCUGUUUUUUCCACUAAGCAAUACAUGCACGUCAUCAUUAGACAAAAAUGAAACGGUCCUGCCUUGGCCAGGCAACGAAAGUGUCCAAGUGGUGAAUCUCACUCUUCCCAUCGCAGUGCCUGAUGGUUCGAGUCGUAUGAGGAGGCCACUGCUGCCGCCGUUCGACCCGCUUGUGCUGCCCGAAGACUUGAGCCAUAGGAUACAGGUGUUGCACGGCGAGCCUUCUGUCUGGUGGAUAGGACAAUUCGUCAAUUAUAUAAUCCGGCCACAAUUAUCAACAAUCGACAUGUUUCAAGGAUAUGAAGAUAACAUGGCAUUUCAAGUGCCAACCGUCGGCGUGCACAUUAGACGAACGGACAAAAUUGGUUUGUCUCACAAGCUUGAAGAAUACAUGUACUACGUCGAACAAUAUUAUAAGCAACAACAAAUGAAUGGUAAAGAUCUGUUUAAGACAAUAUAUUUAGCCACCGACGAUCCAACGUUAUUCAAAGAAGCUUAUAAGAAGUAUCCUGACUACCACAUAUUUGGUGACCCAGAACUAUCUAAAACUGGGUCCGUCGCAACCCGUGAGUUGGACAAGUCAAUUGUGAAUAUCAACAUCGACUUAUUUUUUUUAUCUCGGUGUGACUAUUUAGUUUGUACUUUCUCGUCGCAUGUGUGCCGAUUGGCUUAUGAAAUAAUUAAUGGUAUCAAAUAUGCAGAUGCAUCAACUCAGUUUACUUCGCUAGAUGACAUGUAUCAUUUUAGCGACCAAAUUCGUAGACUGCAUGUUGCUAUAUUACCUCAUAAAUCAAACAGACCGCAAGAAAUGGAUUUACAAGUGGACGAUGAGAUCGAAGUAAUUGGAAAUGAAUGGAAUGGAUAUUCGAAGGGAACACAUUUGAGAACAAACAAAACUCUUCUGUAUCCUACUUUUAAGGUAAUACAAAAAACUGAAGUCAUGUAUUUUGCCAGUUACCCUGAUAUCAAAAUAAGCUCUGAAGAAUUGGAAGAUUAAUUAUUGCGCAAUACCUUUAUAUUACUAAUACAUAAUAUACAAUAUUAUUAUAACUUGGGAACAUUGUAAUGAAGAUUGAGGAAAUAAAAAACUUAUAGGUAGUAAAAGUGUUCGAUGUGUAUAAUGUUACAGGUAUGGUCCAAAAAUGGGAAAAGUACAUUUUCCCGGAAAUUGUAAGCCUUAUUCAUAUUAACAAUAUAAUGUAUAUAUUAUAUCCACCUUAAAUAUGUAAAAAUAUGUAUUCAAUCGUAAGUCAUUAUCCAGAUAAUUUAUACUUUAAGCGAUGAGCUGUGGUUAUAAUAAGUAGACUUAGUGGUUAAGUCUUAUUAAUUCGGGAACUUACAGGAUAAUCCAUGAAACGUAAAGAUACCUACCUAGGUAUAUAUCUUGAUCGUAUGCUGAUUAUGUUGGUACAAUGGUCAAUACGCCAAACUCUUUAAAUGGUCAAUCUGAAUGUUUCUACGUUGAGAAUCUACUGUUUAAAUUAUUAUGCAAUUUAUGAGUAUGCAAAUAAUAACAAUUUAAAAAUUCUCAUAAGUAUUAUUAAAAUAUAAUGUACAAAGCUUUUACUACAGACACAGAUAAUGUUCUUAACUUUAAAUUGUAUAAUUCGCUCAAAUACUAAAACGAACAACAAAAUUUAAUACAAGG
Acyrthosiphon pisum (pea aphid) is the source of this 2624-nucleotide messenger RNA. Its product is annotated as alpha-(1,6)-fucosyltransferase-like. Gene Ontology annotation, molecular function: alpha-(1->6)-fucosyltransferase activity; protein binding. Gene Ontology annotation, biological process: protein N-linked glycosylation. The record is from RefSeq and is a predicted model, not a curated record. The coding region runs from base 258 to 1973 and encodes 571 amino acids. The transcript is spliced from 9 exons. Lineage: Eukaryota; Metazoa; Arthropoda; Insecta; Hemiptera; Aphididae.